This is a messenger RNA of Neoarius graeffei (lesser salmon catfish), 6550 nucleotides long. RefSeq names its product tripartite motif containing 25 (gene trim25). The transcript is spliced from 12 exons. The record is from RefSeq and is a predicted model, not a curated record. Bases 116 to 2104 code for a protein of 662 amino acids. Gene Ontology annotation, molecular function: zinc ion binding; protein binding. NCBI's taxonomy places the organism in Eukaryota, Metazoa, Chordata, Actinopteri, Siluriformes, Ariidae.
GUCACGCGUAUUUACGGUAAGUGGGUCUGUGUGAGGAAACGAAACCUGAAGCGCCUCGGUGAAGUUCAGAGCUGGGAGAGAAGCUGCUGCUCAGCAACCUGUGACGUUCUCCAUCAUGGCAGAAGUGACCGACUCUGUGGCUCUGCUGAGCCUUGAAGACGAUCUGACCUGCAGCAUCUGCUUGUGCCCUUUCGAUGAGCCGGUGAGUCUGAACUGCGGUCACAGCUUCUGCCGCAGGUGUCUGGAGGAGACGUGGAACAGCGCGAGCUCCUAUUACUGCCCACACUGCCGCGCUCACUACCUCACCAAGCCAGAUCUGAAGAAGAACACGGUGCUCAGCGCAGUGGUCGACACCUUCAGGGCCAAAGCUGGAGCAGGGUCAGAAGGAGGGAUGGACGCCAGCUUCGGUGCUGGUGGUGUGUCGCGCACAUCACGCCCUGAGCCCAAGCCCAUCAUGUGCGACAUGUGCAACGAGGCCAAGGCGGUGAAAACAUGUCUGACAUGCAUCACGUCAUUCUGCACAGAGCAUGUCCGCCCUCACCAGGAGAACCCUCUGUUCCGUGCCCACGAGCUCUGCGAGCCGCUUUCCGACCUCGCUGAGCGGCUGUGUCCUGAUCACGGGAAACUGAUGGAAUUCUACUGCGCACGCCAUGAGAGGAGCAUCUGCAGCAGCUGUUUGCAGCAGAGUCACAAGGAGUGUGGAUUCUCCACCCCCAACGAACAGCGCAUGAAGAUAGAGUCUGAGCUGCAAGACAAGCUGAACAUUCUGGAAAGGAAAACGGAGAAGAACCAGCUGGUCAUAACGCAGAUGAGGGAGCAGCAAGCGAAGCUCAAGGAAAUGGCGGUGAUGCGUAAACGCGCUCUGGAGGCGGAGUAUCAGCAGAUCCGUGAGCUGCUGCUGAAGGACGAGCAAGAGGCCAUAGACGCUGUGGAGAAAGACCUGGAGACCGGCAACAGCAAGCUCAACACCCUCAUAAAGAAAUUCAGCCAGAACAUCGAGAAGAUGAGCUCCACCAGAGCUGAGAUCAACAACCUGCUGGCCAAAUCCCACUCUCUGGAUUUCUUACAGGCGUCUGUUGAAAUGCCGUCUGUGGUGAACUUUGACCCUUACUCACCGCGAAUCAACCUGGACUCCAAGCGCACCAUCGCAUAUCACAGCAACAUCGUUAACCUGAAGGAGCAGAUUCAUAAAAUUCUGCGUGAGCCCGUGGAGAACAGGAUUUCCUUCCUCAAACCAGGUGCCGGUGGAGCUUCAGUUAAUCAGCCAAACCUGAAGGAACCAGGUUCUACCCUAGGUGAAGCUUCAGGAACCCCGAGCUCUGGAUCACAGCCCAAAGGCGCUCCUGGAGGAGCGAGAAAAAAAUCUCAGCCUAGGGAUAAAAAGGAGAACCGAGAUCACAAAGAUCACAAAGCAGAACGAGCUAAUAAAGGUUCUAAUAAAGGAAUGAAUCCAGCGUUAUCCAAGAGCAUGGACAAUCUGGAUAAUCUGACUAAAAGACCUUUUAUCGCAGUUCCGGUUGAUAUGAGUUCAGCAACCAUCAACGCUGCGACCAGAAGUGACCUGCUGAAGUAUGCUGCCACGCUGACCUUUGACAUCAGGACGGCGCAUAAACGAGUGGUGCUCUCUGAGCACAACACCAAGGCAUCUGUAUCAGACGAGCCGUCUGCAUAUCCAGACAUCCCGCCUCGCUUCACCGUGUGCUCGCAGGUGCUCUGUCAUCAGAGCUUUUCUCGCGGCUGCCAUUACUGGGAGGUCAAACUGAGCAGCAGUAACUUCUGUGGUUUGGGUCUGGCGUACGCCUCCAUCGAUCGGAAAGGUCCGUCUAGCCGCCUGGGCCGUAACGCGCAGUCCUGGUGCAUCGAGUGGUUUAACGUCAAGCUUUCGGCGUGGCAUAACAGCGGCGAGACCGUGCUGGCCAACCCGAACCCGAAGCGCGUCGGCGUCUUACUCGACUGCAAUAACGGUACCGCCACCUUCUACAACGUGCAGGACCGCGCGUACCCCUUGCACACCUUCGUCUUUCCUUUCUCUGAGGCCGUGUAUCCAGCUUUCUGGAUCUUCUCCAGCGGGUCGGCCAUUACCCUUUGCAAACUGAGUAAUUAACAGCGCUUUAUAACCGUGUGGUGGUGGGCGGCGGUAUACGGGUGUAAAUAACGUUAAAAAUAUAGUGUUCGGCAAAUUUGCUCUAAAAUAACUCGCAAUGUAUUCCUGGAAAAAAAAAAGGUUUAAAAAGAUUUUUCUCAUAACAAUCGAAACACUCUCUGGUGAUUGUAGGACGUUACUGAUGUUUCGUUUAAUGCGGUGGCUGAAGUUAAAGGUGCUGACUGCAUCUGAAACUUUCAAAUGUUUUUAUUGCACGUGGCGUUUUCCUCUGUCUUGCACGAACAAUCAUGCAGACGAACGGGAUGUGAUCAUUUUGAUCUCCUGAGGGUCAUUUUUUUUCUUCUCCAUUUUGGCAGUUUUCCUCCCUCUUGAGGUAAACAGGAAGCUUUAACUAAUUAGCAUAACCAAGACGGUGACGCCGUCGCCAAGAAGCCCGUGCACGCUAAGAUUGAUUCUAAGGUAGCUAAGCGCUAGCUAGAAUGAUUUCAUUAUCUAUCCAGUAAAACGACCCGUCCUCUAACCUUACUCUAUCUUGUAGUUGCACUCACUAGACGGGCUUUCUUUCUCUUUUCCGCUGGCUUUUAGCUGGUAGGAGAGCCGAGCCCGCUCAGACACGCCCCACAGUGGUCAUGUGAUGUGACCUAUUCUUGCUUGCUUGCUUCAGUGAUGUCUGGAAUUGUAAAACGUGGGAUGCUUUUUAUCUCGGCAAAACAUUUAGACACAGGAUACUGUGUGUGUGUGUGUGUGUGUGCUGCAGCACAACAUCUCAAAACUCCAACAGCAUUAGCAACAGAAAUGGAACGUUUUACCCAGAAUUCAACUUUGCAGUCAGAACCUUUUAACUCGCAAGGAGCUGUGAAUUGCAGAGCAAGAUCGCAGUUCACCUGACGUUCAUGCUGGCUACGUGCAAUUUUCUACGUUCAUCUGCAACAGGUGACAGCGAGCAUUUUCUCGGUUCUAAAUAAAUCGGAGAACGCGUUAAACAAGCAGCAAAUACAAACUUCUUGCGGUUCGACGUUUCUUCAGUUCCAUACUCAGAACUUUUAGUUCUGAUUUACUGUUUAAACCGCUGCAGAAAUUCUGUCAUACAGUAAACGCCUGUCGUUAAAUGUGUGUCGAGGUGUCCUGAAAACCCUUAGAAGGAAGUAGCAGAGAUCGCUGUUGGUUGAUCCAGAUCUCAUCCUGUAAGGAAGGCCACGCCCACUAGAGACAAACUACAAGGGAUAUGAGUGACUUGUCACAUUCUAGCGUGAACGCAGGAUAAAUCAGCUUGGGUUUGUAACUUUUGGAUGAGAUACAACACUACAGGUUUAAGACGAUAUUAACUGAUAUUUUUAUCAAUCGCCUGCCUGCCUGCCUGCUGUUCCUCGCUGAUGAUCAGCUCUUGUUUGUUCAUUGAGGUUUAAGCUUCACCCUCCACUUCACAAACAAGUUUUACUGCCAGUAGACAAACCAGGGCGAAGUCCACAGCUUGCGUGCUCGAGAGCAGAAAAAUCAAUAACCAGCUCGGUGACCGUGAUCAUGGAACAGCUGUGGGACAUGAACAUCUUACUUUACAUGUCUUACUUUACAUGGUGUGAAAGUUGGCACCCUGUUGGCAUUUUAUUGCCUUGAACGUAUGGGUGCUUUAUUUCUCUCACACACACACACACACACACACACACGACGUGCCACACCCCAGGAAGGACAUUACAUUCCUGGACUCGAGAGUGACGUCACAGUUUAAAAUGGAGCACAAACAGGCAUGUUCAGUUUUCAUUAAUAAUAAUAAUAUCAAUAAAAUCAGUGUCAUUAGAUUUCCCAAAUAUAAUCUGCUAAAGUGAAGUAUGGAAUUUGUUUUUUCCUCAAGAAAUACGUACAGUUUGUUUUAUUUUUUCACUUUCAUACGCUGACUUCUAAACAGGACUGAUUUUACCCUACAUGGAUCUGAGGGAUCCCGUAAGGAUUUCUCUUUAGGACGCUUUUUUCCGAGUUCACUCUUAGAAGAUUUCAAAGCCUUAAAGGUCUUUCAGUUGUCGAACCCCUUGAUGGUUUCAUGUAAAACCUGAGAACACAAGACAGGGUUCCAGCUGGAAUAGGUGAGUCGGUGCCAUGCGUGUCGUGUAAAAUAAUGAAAUUUCAGGAGUUUUCUUUUUUCCAGUCCAUAAAGGAAACCCUCUGGAGAAACCUUGGAUGGUUCUAUGUAUGUAGAGUUUCCUUUUAGAAAGGGCUCCAGUUUGAAGCACUUUCAGGAAACCAGUAACUCUUGAGAACCAUUUUGUUUCUGAGGGAAUGAUUUCCAGUGUCAUGUAGAGCUUUAAAACAUGGAAAGAACAACCUUUUUAGGAAGCUAAGAACCCUUCAUUAUCCAGUGACUCUUAAAGUGGAGAGGUGGAAUGGAGUAAAGAAGGGAGAGAAGAUUUAGCUCGGUUCUGUCAACUGAGUAAAGUUUUAAAAUCUGUAAAAUAAAAAAAAAUUCUGUUCUUAGAACCUUUAGAAACUUUAUAGGUUUUCUGUGUGAUGGACAAGAACCCCUCACUAUCAAGGGAACCUUUAUUUCUAAGGAUCUAGAUCCCAGUUGGACUGGAACUGGAACAGCUGUUUAUAGCUGCUCCAACUCGAUCCAUGGAGUGUGAUGGGAAUAAACCAGCUGUGCUCUUGUGUUAAUUUUGACCUCCUGAGCAGAUGCUGUGAAUUUGUUCUCCCGUCUUCACCAAAAUCAGACUGUGUAUUAGAGAGGAGUAAACACGAACACAGGCGUGCACUUACUUUUGUCCUUUCACACCCCAAAGCUGAGAUUGGAGCGUUUGUGUGCUGGAACGGUCCAUAUAUGGAGUGGGAGGUAACACUUUAUAGCAGCUAUAAACAACUUUUUUUUUUUUAUUAAUGUAACAUGACUGCAUUUUUGCAUUGACAUCGUGCUUUGUAGAAACCUCGUCGAGCAUUGUGAUUAGGCAUGUAACGGUUCAUCAAAUUCCCGAUACGAUUUUCCCAUGAUAUUUUUAAAGAAAAAAAAUUAAUAAAAAUAAAUGGAGAAUUUUAUUACCAAAAAUGCGUCAUUUGUUUUCCUAUUCUUUAUCAACUUAUUCCUUUUGUUAAAUAAAAACCUGUUUCAUUUUCUUAAUAACCAACAAUAAUUUCCCCACAGUUGUAAAUGUUUGAGUAAAAUAUAAUCACCUAUUAACUAAAACAUGACUUUCAUUUUUAAUAAAAGGAAUAAAUGAAUUCCUUUUAUGCAUGAACUUCUGUAAACGUUUGUACUUCCUCCAUUUGCUUCUCUUUUCUUCAUCUUUCAGCAGUCUGUAAAAAAAGAGCAAGAGAGCUCUGAUUUCUUGUUAUACUUUGUACACGGUAUAGCUGUGUUACUUCCACUUAUGGUGAAGUCGCUCAUCUUCCCGCUAUUGUAUGUUAUGUGCACUCUCUGCUGUCUAAACAGCUUGGAAAAACUAAGAUUCUUAUAUCUCAGCCUGGUACUCAUAAUUCAUUUUUUUUUUUAUUUCAAUUCACAUCAUAAAUUUGUAUUGUGAGUUAUCGUCGCACAAUAUAUCGUUACAUGCCUAAUUGUGAUUCCAUAUUUUUAUCAUAUCUUGUGGAAUGGAAAGCAGGAUUACUGAUUAUCGGGACAUGCCUGAUUUAUAAACGCUCCAUUGUAGACGAACACAUCUUUAAGGCUGUUUUGUCACGUUGAAGGCGUUUAAAAUUUAAAGUUUCUAUCUGACUAGCUUGUGAUUAAUGAGCUGUUAAGAUUCAAAGCUUUCAAAAUGUCCGGUACAACUUUAGAAAACGCUCGGACACCCGCUGAGGACUGUAUGAAUUUUGCGUUCAUAUGUGCUCCGAUUUCACCGAGAGCUCGCGUCAGACACGGCUGAUAAUUCCGUUUAGGACAGCCUCUGAUGAGCACGCAAACUGUGGAGCCUUUUCUUACUGAUCCAGGAUCAGCUCCAAACAGUCUGUGAUGAGAGAAACUGGAGAAGAAUCUCGUCUACUGAUGCUGUUCAGAAGCAGAACCCGGGCAGACUCGAUUAAUGAACGUGGCUUUGUUGGCUCUUGUGGGUUUGAUGCUUAAUAUUUUAUGACCUUUAGUUCCUUUUGAGGUGUUUGGUCUCAUUUUAUCCCUAUAUAACUAUAUGUGCAGUAUAUUGUAGUUAAAGUGUGUGCAGUGUAUUAAUAUAUUACAAUUCUACAUAACACAAGGGUGUGGGAAAGAUGCAGAAAUCUUCCAGUCUCGGGUCGACCUUCACUUCUGAAAUUCUCAUGAUGACGAAAUAAUGUUGUCUUUGGAUUUUUUUUUUUUUUCCCAUGAAGUACGAUUUCUGUGCGGUAGAUGAAUUCAUGAUAAAUAUUUUUUUUUUUUUCCUGGUGUAAUUGAUCCAGUUAAUCAGGACACACUGCUUUUGUUAAAUGUGAAUUAUACUCAUUUAUAUAACAAUCAUUACAUUGAGUCUGUAAUAAAUACAUUAAACUGUG